Messenger RNA from Balaenoptera ricei (Rice's whale), 4575 nucleotides. It is a transcript of the gene PCNX4, whose product is annotated as pecanex 4. The transcript has 12 exons. Gene Ontology annotation, cellular component: membrane. The record is from RefSeq and is a predicted model, not a curated record. Lineage: Eukaryota; Metazoa; Chordata; Mammalia; Artiodactyla; Balaenopteridae. Bases 592 to 4140 code for a protein of 1182 amino acids.
CGCUGUGAACUCCGGUGCCGCGUCUGAGCGCAAGGCGAGGCCGGAACCCAAGCGACUCCCAAGGUUUCCGGCCAGGCGAGCGUUGGCCCAGGCCUGGGAGCGAACGAAGAGCGCCUCUCCCUGCGCUCGGCCUCGCCUGGCGGGCCGGAGGCUGGACGCCCAGACGCGACCUCAGGCUGAGGGGCGGGGCGAGCCGAGCGCCCGGCCCUCCCCAGAGCACGUGAGCUCCGUUCCGCGCCGGGUGGCGCCCGCUGGAGUUGACGUUAGCCAUGGAAACGGGGAGCGGGUCGCGACGCCACCGCGGUAAGCUGGUUGCCCCGGCCACCACAGCUCUUCUGCCUCCGCGUUCGGACCGCAGGCAGCCUCCCGGCGGGAGCGCCCUAUAUGGGUUUACCUGCAAAAACGCAGUCCCCGGGAUGCCUUCGCAUCGCCUCUUCCUUCAGGUGACUCGAGCGAGCCAUCUCACUUUGUUCCUCACUUGCCUCAGUGGAGAAGGAGUGGCCAGCUUUUACCUAACUCCCUGGGAAAAUUUCAGAGACCGCUGUGUUACAGAAAAGGAUGUGACUUUCAGAAUAAUCCUGAGUGAGAAGGAUGAGUCCAGAUGUGCCUCUGCUGAAUGAUUACAAACAGGACUUCUUUCUGAAGCGUUUUCCACAGACUGUUCUUGGAGGCCCUCGACUCAAGUUAGGCUAUUGUGCCCCUCCUUACAUAUAUGUUAAUCAGAUUAUCCUUUUUUUGAUGCCAUGGGUUUUGGGUGGAAUAGGAACACUUUUGUACCAGUUAGGCAUCCUGGAAGACUACUAUACAGCAGCACUUUCAGGUGGACUAAUGCUUUUCACUGCAUUUGUCAUCCAAUUCACAAGUUUAUAUGCCAGAAGCAGAUCGGUGACAGUGGAAAGAAUGCUGACCACAGAUAUCUUAGCAGAGGAAGAUGAGCAUGAAUUUACAAGUUGUGCUGGUGCUGAGACCAUCAAAUUUCUAAUUCCUGGCAAAAAACAUACAGCCAAUAUCGUUUUUCAUUCUGUUCUUGCUGGCUUAGUGUGUGGUCUUGGAACAUGGUAUUUGCUCCCGAAUAGAAUAACCCUGCUGUAUGGCAGUGCAGGAGGCACUGUUUUACUAUUUAUCUUUGGAUGGAUGACAUUGUGUAUAGGAGAAUAUUCAUUAAUUGUAAACACAGCUACAGAGACUGCAACUUUCCAAACCCAAGAUACUUAUGAAAUCACUCCUCUUAUGAGACCUCUUUAUAUUUUUUUCUUUGUUUCUAUAGAUCUUGCACACAGGUUUAUGGUAAAUAUACCAGUUCUAGAACAAAUGAAUCAGAUUUUGCACAUCUUGUUUAUAUUUUUACCCUUUCUGUGGGCACUCGGGACCCUACCCCCACCUGAUGCACUUUUCUUAUGGGCAAUGGAGCAGGUUUUAGAGUUUGGCCUUGGAGGCUCAUCUAUGUCAACCCACCUACGGUUGUUAAUAAUGUUCAUCAUUUCUACUGGAACAGCUGUAACAUCAUAUUUCAUUCCCAGCACUGUUGGUGUGGUUCUUUUCAUGACUGGACUUGGAUUCUUACUGAGUCUUAACCUAAGUGAGAUGGUUUUUGGCUUCAAACACAGUGUGACCGGACACAGAGUUGGAACCAAAUCUAAGGCUUUACCCAACAGUUCAGAAAAACAGUUUACUUGGAAGGAAUACCUUUUCUACAGCAUUGUAUUAGUCUUGGCUCUCUUAGAAACUGGUUUGUUGCAUCACUUUGCUGGUUUCUCACAGAUUUCCAAAAACAGUCCCCAGGCUAUUGUUGGCUAUAUUUUGAUGAUAUUAUUUAUAAUACUAUGGAUACUUAAAGAAAUUCAAAGUGUCUAUAUCUUUGGAAUUUUCCGGAACCCUAUCUAUCCAAAGCAUGCGCAGACUGUGACUUUAUUCCUAGAGAAGCAAACAAAGCUCAUGAAGAUUGGUGUUGUCAGACGGAUUUUGAUAAAUCUAGUGUCACCUUUUGCUAUGAUAGCAUUUCUUUCAUUGGACAGUUCCUUACAGGGACUCCACUCUGUGUCUGUCUCCAUUGGAUUCACAAGAGCUUUUAGAAUGGUAUGGCAGAAUACAGAAAAUGCUUUAUUGGAGACAGUCAUUGUAUCAGCAGUGCACUUGUUGAUCUCCAAUACAGACAUAUGGUGGAACCGAAACCUGGAUACAGGAAUCAGACUCUUACUGGUUGGUAUCAUGCGUGAUCGUCUGAUUCAGUUCAUCUCUAAAUUGCAGUUUGCUGUGACCGUACUCUUGGCAUCAUGGACAGAGAAAAAACGUAGAAAAUCAGCCACCACUUUAUGUGUACUCAACAUUGUCUUCUCUCCAUUCAUGUUGGUCUUCAUAGUUUUUUCUACACUACUCUCUUCUCCCUUACUCCCCCUCUUCACCCUUCCUUUGUUCUUGGUGGGGUUUCCUCGACCUAUUCAGAGUUGGCCAGGAGUUGUGGGCACCACAGCCUGUGUGUGUGCAGAUACAGUGUACUACUACCAGAUGGUCCCGAGUUUGAACACUGCCCUGCAGUCUGCAAUGGCAGCUGGAAGUUUAGGUCUCCUCUUACCUGGGUCUCAUUACUUGGGCCGUUUUCAGGAUCGUUUAAUAUGGAUAAUGAUUCUAGAAUGUGGCUAUACUUAUUGCUGUAUUAACAUUAAGGGGUUAGAAUUGCAAGAGACCUCCUGUCAUACUGCUGAAGCUCGAAGAGUUGACGAAGUUUUUGAAGGUGCCUUUGAACAAGAAGAAUAUGCAAGAGUGUGUUCCAUUAAUGAACACUUUGGAAAUGUCUUGACACCCUGUACUGUUUUGCCUGUGAAACUCUAUUCUGAUGCCAGGAAUGUCCUAUCUGGCAUAAUUGAUUCCCAUGACAACUUAAAAGAAUUUAAAGGUGACCUUGUUAAAGUACUUGUGUGGAUACUUCUUCAGUACUGUUCCAGAAGGUCCAACGUGCAGGAAAAUGUUCACAAAACUGAAAAUAAAGGGAAAGCAUCUCUAAUAAUCCUGCCUGCUUUGAAUACUUCACCACAAACUGAAUCCCCAGAAGACACAGAUAGUUUAAAUUCAGAAAAUUUGGAUGACUGGUCUGAUGAUGUUUUUGGUGAAGAGCCAACUAUCAAAAAAGGAAAAGAAGAAAGAGAUCAGUUGAAAGUUUUGCCAGGUAUAAAUUUGCCUAUUCCAGGAUCAGUGGAAUCACAGAGGGUUGGUAAACAUUCUGCAGGCACAGUUACUGAAAAUAGUCUUUACCAAGCAGUUGCACUGGGAUACCCUGCUACUGACAAAGGAAAACAAGAAGCCAUGGCAUACAUCCCUCUCAUGGAGUUCAGUUGUUCUCAUUCUCACUUGUUAAGCUUACCUGAAGAGUGGAUAUCUAAUUGUUUGCUUAAUUCCAAAGUGAAGGAGAUGAGCUCAUUAUUUCCAGAAGACUGGUACCACUUUGUUUUAAGGCAGUUGGAAUGUUUUCAUUCAGAAGAAAAUGCCUCAGACGUAGUGGAAGAAAUUGCAAAGGACAGAGUUUUAAAAGACUUUUAUGUUCAUGCAGUAAUGACUUGUUAUUUUAGUUUGUUUGGAGUAGACAAUAUGAUUCCUAGUCCUGGUCAUAUAUUGAGAGUCUACAGUGGUGUUUUCCCUUGGUCUCUUGCCUUGGAUUGGCUCACAGAAAAGCCAGAACUGUUCCAACUAGCCCUAAAAGCUUUCAGGUAUACUCUGAAACUAAUGAUUGAUAAAGUGAGUUUAGGUCCAAUAGAAGACUUUAAAGAGCUGACUAACUGCCUUGAAGAGUAUGAAAGUGACUGGUACAUUGGUUUGGUAUCUGAUGAAAAGUGGAAGGAAGCAAUUUUACAGGAAAAACCAUACUUGUUUUCUCUGGGGUAUGAUCCUAAUAUGGGAGUUUACACUGGGAGAGUACUUACCCUUCAAGAAUUAUUGAUCCAAGUUGGGAAGUUAAAUGCUGAAGCUGUUAGAGGUCAGUGGGCCAAUCUUUCAUGGGAAUUGCUUUAUGCCACCAAUGAUGAUGAGGAACGUUAUAGUAUACAAGCUCAUCCACUACUUUUAAGAAACCUUACAGUACAAGCGGCUGAUCCUCCCCUGGGAUAUCCAAUUUAUUCUUCAAAACCUCUCCAUAUACAUUUGUUUUAGAGCCCAUUUUAACUUGUAUUGUGAGCAAAUGAGAUGUCUCGAAAAUUAACAAUAUGAUUCCUCAUAACUUCACUGGACUUCUGUCUCUCCUCCCACAAGUCAGAUGCCUAAGAAAAGCUAAGCUCUAUAAAGUUGAUUCUCUUAGGUAUCUUAAUGGUUUAAAACAACAAGUUUAUGUCUAACAUAAAAGUUAGAAUUAGUUGGCCGAUAUUUGUGCCCUAUUGAGUGUGGUAGGCUUUGGUAAAUAUAAAACAUUUGUGUAAGAUUAUAUAAUGAAUUUUUUAAUGCUUUCUUAAAUGUGUGAUAAGUGACUUGCCUUAGAGAAGUCAACAACUAUGUAAUUUUUACAUGCUUAAAAGAUACACAUAUCAGUGUUUUUAAGUCAAGAUAAUGGAUCCUACUGAAGGUUACAUAAUGUAUAUAUAUUUAUUUGAA